AUGCCUCUUGGUCGUAAGCUCAUGGUCAUUGCAUUUCUGUCCUUCGGAAUUCUAGUCACUGUGGUCGGCGCGGUGCGCACGAGUGUCCUUGUCAAAGUUUUUGUACUGAGAGAGGCCACGGAAGAUGGGUCAUACGGAGUUGGCUACACCCUCUCAAACAUCGAAUCUGGACUCGCAAUUGUCGGGACAUGUGGCCCAACAAUUAAGUACAUUCUCAGUUGCUGCAUCCCUUCGCUUAGGAAUGCAGAUGAAUCAAGCAAUCGCGGGUACAUGUACCCCACAGCCGGCUCUCAGGGGGAUGCUCGGUCGAAACGCUUCACGAGAACUGCGAAGACGCACAGCACGUUCAAGGAGAUUGAUGAAUUGGAGCUGACAAAUGUACCGGGCGAGGACGAGCACAUUACGAGAAGGAACACACAACAUGGGGAUCCAAUGAUGAUCACAAAGACAGUUGCGUGGACAGUGGACAACAGCCACGAGAAGGAUUCGAACAGUACGAAUGGCGAACAAAGACCUCGCGAUCUGCUUUAA
This is a messenger RNA of Alternaria arborescens, 531 nucleotides long. RefSeq lists its product as hypothetical. Bases 1 to 531 code for a protein of 176 amino acids. The record is from RefSeq and is a predicted model, not a curated record. NCBI's taxonomy places the organism in Eukaryota, Fungi, Ascomycota, Dothideomycetes, Pleosporales, Pleosporaceae. The transcript has a single exon.